AGAACCAAUUAUUUUUGUUUCAAAUAAAAAAUACAUACUGAUAUAGAUGGACGCUAAAUGGAUGGCAUCAUGGAGUUGCUAUGGAGAAUUUAGAAUGAUGGUAAAUUGAAGUAAAAGGGUUCUAUUGUUUACAGUCAAGAUAACUCAAGCGUUUGAGGGUUUGAAGGUAAACGUUGAGUGAGCACUACUUCAGACAACAUGAAAGAUCAGAGGCUCUUGUUUUUCCUCUUCCUUCUCUUAAUUCCAUGCUACGGAGAAGAAACAGUGGCCGAGGACGUGGGGGUCCAUCAGAUAGAGCGCCUGGUGGAGCUGCUGACGUCCACAGAGUGCAGGGACCUCCUCGCAGCCCUGUCCAGCCCAGAGGAGAACAUCUUCCAGCACCUGAAGCGCCUCCUUCCUGAGAACAACCGCCUGGACCCCAAGCCGCGAGCCAGGAGGGACGCCUCCGAUGCAGACGCCAGGGAGGCGGAGUGCAGGACAGCGCUGACACACUGGCUGCUGAGGAACGGGGAGCAGAUGUACUACGACAGGCUGUCCCGCGGCCUGCAGCACAUCGGCAGGUCAGACAUCGCCGCGGAGGUGGGGAAGAACAUCAACCAGGACAAAUCCCUGAGUCUCAAACGCUACGUUGAGGGCUACCACAAACACGCCAGCCGGUUAAAGACGCUGCCCGCCCACUCAGAGAGAAGCCCGCAGCCACGCCAAGACUCCAGAAAAACAGCCAGGAAGGUCCGGGACCUAACAUGGCGGGACCUGGACCUGGUUCUGGAGCGGGCCCCGGUCCUCCUGCGGGGGGGCCCGGGGGUCCUUGAUGGGGCGUGGCCGCUGCUCUACGGCCUGCUGCUGGGCGUGGGCGGAGCCCUCCUCCUCCUCCACAUGGCGGUCCGCAUCUCUGCGAGGGGCCGCCAGAGCGGCCCCCCACGAGGGAGCAGGGAGCAGGGGGACGGCGCGUCCGAGGGGCCCAUCGGGGCCCGGAGGACACAUGUGACCCAACAGAGGCCUACCAGGGAGCGUUGAGGGCCCCACUUUAACGAUUAAACCAAGCUAUUCCUGAAACCGGCCCUGUCGCGUAAAUCAUGCUGCGUGCCAAGGCUCCCGGGCUGAAUUCAAAAACAUUCACGUUGUGUACACUGUCGGUUGAAAAUACAAACCCAUUGUCUCACCUCUUCAGUAAAACCAUCCGGUCAGUUCCAGUUUUCAAAAUGCGCCACCAAUUCCAAUUUCAAAAAGACGUCGGAUAGGAUUCACCCGUGGACAAGGUGAUUAUGCACCCGGCGCGUCGGCCAGGGUGCCAGUGGCGGGAGGACUGGAGGUAGGGGACAGAUGCGCCGGUAAGCCAACCCUUCUCACACCAAAGGGCAUUCCGGUGUUCCUGUGAUACCGAUGCCACUUUCCAUUUCCCCCGCAAGUGACGAGUGUGUG
Gadus macrocephalus (Pacific cod) is the source of this 1422-nucleotide messenger RNA. Its product is annotated as transmembrane and death domain protein 1-like. The record is from RefSeq and is a predicted model, not a curated record. Bases 199 to 1017 code for a protein of 272 amino acids. The transcript is spliced from 5 exons. NCBI's taxonomy places the organism in Eukaryota, Metazoa, Chordata, Actinopteri, Gadiformes, Gadidae.